CUGGAGCCCAGUCCUCACCGGAGCGCUCCACGGCACAGCAUCCCAACUCCAGCACAGCAGCGGGAAUGGGGGACCCCUCCUUGCCCUCCCUGCAGCAGGAAUGAAACGAGGGGCAGGUGACUGCAGAGCAUCCCGAGCUGCGCAUCCAGCCCUGUCCAUGGCUCCUCCAGCACUUGCUGAUGGUGGGAACACACAGAGCACCCUGUCACAGGUCCCCUGUGGUGGUUUUCCCUGCUGAGCCUCCUCGCCCACCAGCAUCUCAGCUCUUUGAUUCACCCGGUCCCUCCUGGGGGCUUUGCUGGGCCCAUAGGGGACACCGCCAGAGGGAGCAUGGGGAGACUGCCCCAUCGCAUCACCCCCCUCAUUGCGUGGUGCUUCCUCACCUUCCAGGCAGCUGCCUGCCUCCAGGAGCAGCCCCGCAGCCACGCUGAGGAGCGUCUCUUCAAGCACCUCUUCACUGGCUACAACCGCUGGUCGCGGCCGGUGCCCAACACCUCUGAUGUGGUCAUUGUCAAGUUCGGGCUCUCCAUUGCGCAGCUCAUCGACGUGGAUGAGAAGAACCAAAUGAUGACCACAAAUGUCUGGCUGAAGCAGGAGUGGAGUGACUACAAACUGCGCUGGGACCCGGCUGAAUUUGACAACGUCACCUCCAUCCGGGUGCCCUCUGAGAUGAUUUGGAUCCCUGACAUCGUGCUCUACAACAAUGCUGACGGGGAGUUUGCUGUGACCCACAUGACGAAGGCCCACCUCUUCUCCAGUGGGACGGUGAAGUGGGUGCCACCCGCCAUCUACAAGAGCUCGUGCAGCAUCGAUGUCACCUUCUUCCCCUUUGACCAGCAGAACUGCAAGAUGAAGUUCGGCUCAUGGACCUAUGACAAGGCCAAGAUUGAUCUGGAGAACAUGGACCAUCACGUGGACCUCAAGGAUUACUGGGAGAGUGGCGAGUGGGCCAUCAUAAAUGCCAUCGGCACCUAUAACUCCAAGAAGUACGACUGCUGCACCGAGAUCUACCCUGACAUCACCUUCUGCUUCGUCAUCCGUCGCCUCCCGCUCUUCUACACCAUCAACCUCAUCAUACCCUGCCUGCUUAUCUCCUGCCUGACCGUGCUAGUCUUCUACCUGCCCUCCGACUGCGGGGAGAAGAUCACCCUCUGCAUCUCCGUCCUGCUGUCCCUCACCGUGUUCCUGCUGCUCAUCACGGAAAUCAUCCCCUCCACCUCACUGGUCAUCCCCCUCAUCGGAGAGUACCUCCUCUUCACCAUGAUCUUCGUCACACUCUCCAUCAUCAUCACCGUGUUCGUCCUCAACGUGCACCACCGCUCCCCCAGCACCCACACCAUGCCGCGCUGGGUGCGCACCUUCUUUCUGGACUUCAUCCCUCGCUGGCUCUUCAUCAAGCGUCCCCCGGUGCUGCCUCCCCCCGAGGGGCCCGUGGGGCAGUACGACCUCCCUGGGACGAGGCUCAGCACCUCCCGGUGCUGGCUGGAGACCGAUGUGGAUGACAAGUGGGAAGAAGAGGAGGAGGAGGAGGAAGAGGAGGAAGAGGAGGAGAAGACGUACCCCAGCCACAUAUCCCAGGCGGGGUCCCACACCCAGGUCAACCAGUGCUGCUAUAGCUGUGGGCAACAAGCCAGGAAGACACCAGGGGGGUUGCCCCCCCGGGUGCCCCCCAAGAGGGAGGAGGAGCAGGAGGGCUCGGACCAGGGGCUGCUGCUGUCCCCCAGCAUCCUGAAGGCCCUGGAAGGGGUGCAGUACAUCGCGGACCACCUGCGAGCAGAGGAUGCUGACUUCUCGGUGAAGGAGGACUGGAAGUACGUGGCCAUGGUGAUCGACCGCAUCUUCCUCUGGAUGUUCAUCAUUGUCUGCAUGCUGGGCACUGUGGGGCUCUUCCUCCCACCCUACCUGGCAGGGAUGAUCUAGGGCUGGGCCAGGCUGCGGUGGGGAUGGCAGAGAGUGGUGCCCGCAUCCAGCCUGACCCUGGGAGGACACGGUGGC
Molecule: messenger RNA, 1995 nt
Organism: Neopsephotus bourkii (Bourke's parrot)
Lineage: Eukaryota; Metazoa; Chordata; Aves; Psittaciformes; Psittacidae
Gene: CHRNA2
Product: cholinergic receptor nicotinic alpha 2 subunit
Exons: 7
Coding region: 331-1920 (529 amino acids)
Biological process (GO): monoatomic ion transmembrane transport; signal transduction; chemical synaptic transmission
Cellular component (GO): synapse; postsynaptic membrane; neuron projection
Molecular function (GO): transmembrane signaling receptor activity; acetylcholine-gated monoatomic cation-selective channel activity
Source: RefSeq, a predicted model, not a curated record